AUGGGCAAUAUGGGAGAUGGUGGAUGGGAAAUCUGUGAUGACCCGGAUGUUAGACCCAUACCUCCUUGCACCAUUUACUCGUUUGGAAUCAAUUACGACUUUUCCUUUGAUGACGAGGCGUCUACUGUGUAUGGAUGUCACGUCUUUUCCUUUGAUCCUAGCAUGAACAAGUUGCCGGAUAAGAUGGACAGAUCACCACUGGUGCACUUCUAUAAGGUAGGACUUUCUAACACAGCCACCAUAACAAACAACAAGUGGGCAUUAAAAACUUUCACUGACAUCAGAUCCAUGUUAGGGCACAACACUAAAGAUAUAGACAUCGUUAAAAUGGACAUCGAGAAUUCUGAGUGGCUAGCGCUGCCAGAGAUGAUCAAAUCCGACCAGUUGACCACAGUCCGGCAGCUCAUG
Candidula unifasciata is the source of this 408-nucleotide messenger RNA. Lineage: Eukaryota; Metazoa; Mollusca; Gastropoda; Stylommatophora; Geomitridae. The record is from the annotation of a GenBank genome assembly.